AUGGCUCUUGCCAAAUCUAACUUAGAGACAGCUCUAGGCUGCGAUAAUUGUAAUGAAAAUGAUGAAAACGGAUCCGCAAUUGGAGGCAGCAUGCCAUCUAAUGAAAAUCAAAAAGAAAAUGUUGAUGACGAAGUUUCAGAGAUGUGUGAAAGUUGUAACGAAGAAUUACCGCCAAAAACUGGUAAAAAAGCGCCGAAAGUUGACGCUGACCCGCCAAUUCAGCCGCCAAAAAACAAAAGAAGAAAAAUAAAUGAUGCUUUCGAUGAUUAUGUGAAAAAAUUGGACUACAACAUUCUUUGUUUGAAUUUCAUGAAGUUACACAACUUCAUUGAUACUGAUGAAAUGAAUGUAUUGUAUCUCCCUUUUUUUUAUCAUGUGAAAGCUUACCAGGAGUUUUUUAUAAUGGUGAUUGAUAAUAUGGAGUUAUUGGAAUCACAGUCCUUAGAUGAUUAUAAAUAUAGAGAUGUUUGUGACAAAGUAAUGCAGGCAAUGAUGUUAAAGAAGGCUGAUUUCAAACUGGCACACUCAUACAAAUACAUAGAGCAUGUUAAAAAUUUAAUACUAACAGUUGAGAAGCAGUAUUUUGGUACGGCUAACGAGACACCCGUGUUGUCAACAUCAAAUUCUGAAACCGAGUUAUCAGCAUCGGCAACAAUGUCCACGGAAAGCCAAAGGUCAACGCCCUCGGACCAAGUAUCAAACGGUUUCAAGACCCAUUGUCUUCGAGUGACACUGGCUUUCAUUCAAAACGCAGCGACAAAGUCUAAAAUAUUCCCGGAAUUGAGUGACGAACAGAUAGAGUAUCUACACAGUUUAGUAGGAAAUGAAGAAAUACAGGACAGUGUUCAAGACAUACAAGUCUUGUACAAGAACCUGUGUGAUGGGCUCAAAGUAUUUUAUAAGAAUUACGAUUUGAAAAUGCAGACUGUCGAGUCUGGGAAUGAGAAAAAGUACCUGUUAAUGGAAAAAGUAGAAAAACCGAAGCCGCCUGAAACCUCUGUGAUAUCGCAACAAAGUGAUAUUAAUAUAAGUACUAAUAUGAACCCACCGCUACCUGAAACUUCAAAUAAUGAAGUACAAGACGAUGCGCCAAAGUCUACUAACACAAAAGGGAACCAAAUGCAUAUAAGUGCCACAUUCGCUAAGCAAGCUCUCACCAAUAUACUAGAGUUCUUGGCCGAUGACGAAACAACGACUGUGUUCUCCCCAAACGACAGCGCUGAAUUCUGGUUCUACAAGCGCUGUAUAAAAUGGAAGAAUCCAGACGUACGAGUAGAAUGGACGCAAGAAACACGUCAACUAUAUAGAAAACUAAAGGAAGUACAGAAUGUAUACAGAGUGGUGGCCAGUAUGAAGAAAUAUAAAAAGAAGAAGGGUUCCACUGAUCCUAAGAUAAAGUUUCACCAAGUAAUUUACAACAAGAUUCCGAUAGCUGUCAACCCAGGAGGUUCAGAAAGCAAAAAGAAGAAUAAAAUUAAAUUGAAAGAUUUAAUAAAUAUAAACGGUGUCACUGAGAAUAUACCCGCCGAUGUUGUAAAGAAAAGAUUGAGGCGCAAGAAGAAAGAUAAAGCAAAUAAAAAUAAAAUGUUAAAAAAACAGGAACAAAUCGUGAGCGAUAUAGAAUCAAGAAACAACACUGUUUCUGGGGAUUCUGAAACUGAUACUGAAAGUUCGAGUCUCACUUCUAGUGUAGACAAGAAGACUGUACGGGGGAAACCCAAGAAAGUCAACGAGAAGAUAGACUGGCGAGGUAUCGAGUUGGAACGUAAGGGCAAGCUGAGGGAAGGGUUGGCUAAUCCUGUACAAAGCGAUAAGGCUAUGCGUAUGAUGCGCGGUAUGGGAUGGAGUGGGGGAGCGCUCGGAGCGAGGGGCAACGGUAUCAUAGAACCGAUAAUGCUAGAAAUAGACCAACCAAAAUGUGUCGGCUUCGGUCACAAGAAGAGGGAAAAAGCAAAACAGGAGGCUCUUCAAACGAAGAAACCAUUUCCUAAAUCUACACAAGAUUGGAUAAACAGUGACGAGCAGGCGGACACACAGCCCUUAGACACCGAUGUUAUAGUAGAGAAAACGAAACAACUACUGCAAGAAAACAUAUCUUUUGAUAUAAUCAAUAACGAAGAUUUUAAAGUACCGAAAGUCCCAGAAAAGGUGGCUCCAAGGUCAAAAACACCAGAAGAUGAUGAUCAAAGCUCAGAAAUGCUGACAAAUGAGUCACAGAACGGUUCAAAAAUGCCAAUUAAUGAGCUUGAGAGUACAGAAAUGUUGAAAAAUGAGUCUCAAAGUUCAGUAACUGCGAAAAAUGAGCCUCAGAUAUCCAAAGAUCUAAUAAAUGAACCAGCGAGCUCCGAAAUGCCUCAAAAUAAACCCCUAACUUCAAAAACUCCAGCCAUUGAGCCACAGAACUUAAAACCGCUGACAAAUGACCCACAAACCUCUACAAAACCGGAAAGUAAUCCCCAGAUAUUUACACCAUCGAAGGAUCAUCCCCAAUGCUCAAAAUCACUGCAAAAGUCUGCGACUAUAAAAACGCCUCCAAAAGAGCCCAAAGUCUCAAAAACACCGCAAAAUGAGCCCCAAACCUCAAAAUCACCGCAAAAUAAGCUCCAGCCUCCAAAAGACCAGCGACAAAACGCAACCACUAGGAAAACAAUCACAUACAACUCCAGUUUACAAACCACAGAUGAUCAAAAUAAAGAAAAAUCACCUUUGACCGAAUCUCUAACUUCUAGAAAGGUGCUAACGUCACCACGGAACAUAAGGAGCGACUUUUUACAAGCGAUGCUAGAUAUAUUCACGAAAAACUUACAAAUGAAGACGUUACAAUAUUUCAAAAAUUUCAUAACUAAAGAGAAGAAUUUCGUUAGACAUGCUUUGGAAUAUUUAAAUCUUGAUAAACCUAGGUACUUCUUUCCAGAAGAAAGAAGUAUUGUGAAGAAGAUUUUGGACGAAUAUCGCGAAAGGCCUACUAUUGUGGUUAAAGCUAUAUUGUCAGAUAGUAAGAAAGAGCUAAGUCUACGGCCAGUACCACUAAAAUUACUACCAAUAAACCAGCUAACGAAUGAAGAGAAUAUAAACACAUACAUACACACAUUGUUACCAAUAUUUGCAACGCAAAGGGAAUUUUACAUGUUAAAAUUAAAAUUAUCUACAUUGAUAAGUCUUAAAGACUUUGUGACAUCUGAAAAUGAAGAACUAGAAAUUGACUUUAGAAAGGUUUUAAAUAGGAAACAAGUUACUUUUAUAGAGCGCGCCGUUGAAAGUAUCAAUCUGAGAGUAAAAAAUGGCAGCUGUCCGGCUGAAGUUAGGAUUUUUAAUGAAAUCUUGAAUAAAUUGAAGGACAAUAAUAUGUUGUAUGUUGGAGUUAUGUUCGAUCAUUCGUAUAGGUCACUAACGUUCUCAAAAUACUACCACAAUAUUGCGCCAAACCGUAAUAAAACUAAAGAAAAAUCCCAAACUAUAAUAUCAUUGGAUAGCACAAGUGAUAGUUCCAGUAGCCCGCCUUAUAGAAAACCAAGCAGACCUAUCAUCACUGAAGCGGAUAUCACUGAUGAUGACGCAAGCAGUUUGAGCGAAGAUAUCAAUUUACCUAAACUCACUACGCCUCCAGGCCGACAACGGGUAAACCUCAAAGAAUACGCUAAAAUGUACAACAAAUCUAACGAAAAAGAGAACACGUCGAUAGCUGAAAAGAUUGUCAGUAUAAUGGAAGGUAAAGAGACUGAUUAUGAGGGUAAAAUUGAUGAUAAAAAGGGUAAUUUUGAUCUAAGUGGUAAAAAACCAGUGAAUCGUACGAAUUAUGUAAAUGAAAAUUGUGAUACGUCAGUGGAAUACGUCGUAUGUGUUGAUUAUCAAGAAACAGUUAUUGAUGUUGAUAAAAGUGAAGUAAAAGAUACUAAUAACGGAAAUGAUGAAGCUACUAUUAAGACUAAUACUGAAAAAGAUACAACUGUUGGUCUGGGUGACCAAAAUGUGUCUGUGAAUAAUCAUUCCACGAAUGUAAGCAAAGAGAAUGAAAUAAAUGUAAUCAAAAAUUUUCGAUUUGGACCGAUAGUUAAUGGUGCCGAAUCAAAUGAUAUUUUGAAGACAGACUGUGAUAUGCCUAAAGUUAAUUUAGAUUUAAGCGAAAAUAUUUGUGAUAAAAACGCGAACAGUUUGGAAGAGACAGUCAAAUUGAGAAGUGGAAUGAAAGUGGCGUACAUAUUACAUGUCAAUGAUCCGAUAGAGAAAAUUGAUUUAGAAAAAGCUAAAGAAAUUCAGAGAGUUAUAUCUGAAAAUGUAAUUAAAGGUACUCAGUUACCGUUGCUAAAAUGUUAUGGUUAUCAAGAUGACUCCUUUAUUUAUUCUUGUCAAAACCAAGAGUCAUUUGAAUGGCUCGAGAGAAUCAUUCACUCCAUUGGAGACUUAAAAAUAUUCACUAAAACACACACAAAAAUGUUAUUAACAUUAAGAUCUUUUUACGAUUUUUCUAGUGAUGUUUUGUUUAAAAUGUUAGAAUUGUACAAUGAAGGACUUUCUACUAAAUAUUGGGAAGUUGAGUGCAAGAGAAGUAAAGAUGAUAUGAUCAUAUUUGUUGUUAAAAUGGACGAUUCGUCCAUUGAUUUUAUAUGUGAUUCCAACAUGGCGCUGUAUGCUGGUGUUGAUAAGAUCGAAUUUAGUCUGGUCUAA
Molecule: messenger RNA, 4665 nt
Organism: Spodoptera littoralis (African cotton leafworm)
Lineage: Eukaryota; Metazoa; Arthropoda; Insecta; Lepidoptera; Noctuidae
Source: the annotation of a GenBank genome assembly